Messenger RNA from Panicum hallii, 2617 nucleotides. Its product is annotated as QWRF motif-containing protein 2. Gene Ontology annotation, biological process: centrosome cycle; spindle assembly. The coding region runs from base 531 to 2192 and encodes 553 amino acids. Gene Ontology annotation, molecular function: microtubule binding. The record is from RefSeq and is a predicted model, not a curated record. The transcript is spliced from 6 exons. Lineage: Eukaryota; Viridiplantae; Streptophyta; Magnoliopsida; Poales; Poaceae. Gene Ontology annotation, cellular component: nuclear microtubule; centrosome; cytoplasm.
GGCACUGUCAGUCUCAUCCAGUACAAAUAUUUUCAUAAUCAUUUUCCGAAAAAGCGAAAAAUAAAAAAAGAGAGGGAGAAAAGGUUACACCGGCGUCUCACCCUCCCCUGGGACAGCGUCAUGGGCACACCGGAGGAUGGGAGGACACGCACACCCACACAGCCGCAAGGCCAGAAGAAUCAGCAGCAGAGCUGCAAGCUGCCCAAGCAAAGAUCCCCAAACCAAAGCAAGAUACAAAAACGAGUAAAACAACUGCAAAAAAAAACUAGAAACAAAAUCCCCACUUCACUCCUCCCCUGCCUCUCCUCUACCUCAAACUGUAACACUGCCUCACGCACCAGUUCGCUGCUGCUCCCUCGUCCUCGCAGGCGCGUCGAUCCGGAGGGCGCCCGCCGCCGCCUGCUGGAGCGGAGGCCCAAGCGGGAGCGGGAGCGGGGGCGGCGAAUCUGGAGCCCCGGGGACCUGCAUUGCCGCGGGGCCGCCGCGCGUAACCAGAUCUCCCUCCUCACCUGCCGCGGCACCGGCACGGCAUGGUGGCUGCCGCGGCGGCGGCCACCGCGCCAGAUCCGGCCCACCCCGCCCGCCCCCCGCUCACGCCGGCGCUCGACAAGCCCAACUCCGCCGCCGCGCGGAGGAACUCGCGCUCCAACAAGCCCGUCUCCUCCAGGUACCUGUCCGCCGCCGCCGCGUCCCCGACCUCCUCCACGUCUUCCUCCACGUCGUCGUCUUCCUCGUCCUCGUCCCGGCGCUCCCUGUCGGCGCAGCGCACCCGAGCGUCCACUCCGCCCCCACAGCAAUCUACGUCGCCCACCACCACCCGGUCGGCAGCGGCCGCGGCCGCGGCGGCGACGGCUACCGCGACCACGAUGCGGAGCCUCUCGGUGUCGUUCCAGGGGGAGUCCUUCUUCUACAAGACGUCGCGCGCGCCGCGGGCCUCGUCGCCGUCCUCACCCGCCGCGCGGCGCGGGCCCACGCCGGAGCGCCGGAAGAGCGUAUCCUCCGUGCCGGAGGCCGAGAACGCGCGGCCGCAGGGCCGAUGGCCCGCGGCCAAGCCCAAGGCGUCGGACCCGCUCGCGCGCAGCCUCGACUGCAGCCUCGACCGCAAGGACUCCAUCCUCGCCGCCGUUCACCUGCUUCGCCGCUCCAUGGCCUUCGACUCCACCACAUCGCUUUCCCCGUCCGACCCGGCAGCUGCAGCCGCUCCAGACCUGUCCGCGUCCUCCGACACCGACAGCGUCUCGUCUGGUAGCAACUCGGGCGCUGGUGAUCCCCCGCGCCGCGGCAUCAGCGUGCCGGCGAGGUUCUGGCAGGAAACCAACAGCCGCCUGCGCCGCCUUCCGGAGCCUGGGCUACCGCUACCUUCUUCUGGUCGGAGGUCGUUCUCAGACAGUCCAAUGUCGCCGAGGCUGCCAGGCCGGUCCCCAUCUCCAUGCCGUGGAAGCAGGGGCGUCGCCAGCCCAUCAAGAGGGCGUGGUGGGGAGGCAUCACCAAAUGGGCAUGCGAUGCAAGCUCCAGCAAAUGCGCCAUCUAUCAUCAGCUUUGCUGCAGAGGUCAGGAGGGCGAAGAAGGGGGAAAACAGAAUCGAAGAGGCACACAGGUUGCGGCUGCUGGACAAUCGGCAUUUGCAGUGGCGGUGCAUCAAUGCACGGACAGACGCGUCACUUCUGGUGCAGAGCUUCACUGCUGAGAAAACCCUUCACAGCGCAUGGAAAGAAAUAUCGAGAUUACGUGACAAUGUCAGUUCCAAAAGAUGCAGACUCCAACUUCAGAAACAAAAACUCAAGCUAUUUGCUAUCCUUAGGGGUCAGAUGUCAUAUCUAGAGGACUGGUCUCAUAUAGAAAAACACCAUUCAAGUGCUUUAUCAGCAGCAAUCAAAGCACUGAAGGCUAGUACUCUUCGUCUUCCGGUUGUUGAUGGUGCAAAGGCUGAUGUGCAAGGUGUCAAGGAAGCUGUUAACUCAGCUGUGGAUGUAAUGCACACAAUGACAUCCUCGAUAUGUAAUUUGCUGUCUAAGGUUGAAGGAACAAGCUCUGUAGUGUCUGAGCUUGCCAAACUUGCCACACAAGAACAAAUGUUGUUGGACCAAUCGAAGGAUCUCUUGUCCACGGUUGCAGCAAUACAUGUCAAAAAGUGUAGUUUGCAAGCUCACAUGCUACAACGAAACCAAAAGCAGAGCCCGGCACAGUUGUAGAUCAGUUUGCCUCGCCACUUUGGGUGGUCACUAACAUCACACGGCCUCGCCUUUUCUCACCAGAGACUGUGCUACAGGUAAUAAAAUGCUGUAACCAUUUGUUGGGUGUGAAGCGUGUCCUAAUCUGCUCGAUCGACCUCACCGAGUGUAGCUGAUUCAUGUAAUUUUUUGAGUGCAUAUCAACCCAUAGAAGCGGCCCCCCCUUUACCUGCAGUCGCUGCAGUUGGUGUAUACAGAAAUCCCUAGCCUUGACCCAAAGAUAAGCUUCCUGUAGAUAUGAAAAAAGCUUGUCGUUUGCGUGCUUACUCUUGCGUGUGGAGUGCUCGAGUGGUGAUGAGUGUUUGUAUUGUGAAAGGGAGAUAUUUUGUUGGCUUGAUACAGGGUGUUUUUCAUGGCAAAAUUAACACGGAGGUUGUUUAUCCUGA